UCCCCCUUAUUUUUCACUCUUGGUUCCACCCUCCCGCUCCUGCUACAUUGUUAGACGUUGCUGUGUUCGACGGGGAAUGUCGGGCGGGUGUUGCAGAAAGAGCGUUCCAUACCAUACAGACCCACUGCCCGGGCCGGGUGAUGAGUGAGUCUCUGCUGGUGAGAGAAAUGGUUAGUCCUGAGAAGACCUCUGACUUAUAUAAGUGAUCCUGCUGGGGAAAAUGAAAAGUUCAUUCAUAGAAGACAAAGCAUCUCCAUUAGUACAGGGAAAUUAAGACUUUAGAGUCGGUCAUUGUGAAAUCACUGUUGUGUCUGUCAACGCAGCAGUGCCCCGGCUGCCGACACACAGGAUCACACAGUAGUAUGGAAGACAUCUGGUGAGAGUAAGACGCCCAGCGUCCACCCCAGUGUGUCAGGAGGACUGAGCAGGACCCAGAGCCCCAUCACGGUGCCUCCACCUCACUCACUGAUACAUGAGAGGCACAAUGACCAGAAGAUCCUGGAACUCACCAACAAGAUCAUUCAGCUGCUGAGAAUGGCACAUUAAUUUUUGUCCAUGUUUGGGAGUAUUUAGAAGGACACAAGGAUCUCUACAAGGAUAUGAUUAUGGAUAGUCACUAAUCCCACAUAUCACUGGAUUUCCCCAAAAAUUCUGCAACUCUUCAUACAACAGCUUAUAUGGAGGAGGAAUCGGUCUCAUGUGGUGAAGGCAGUUGCACAGACAAUGACCUUUAUACCCCGAAAGAUCGUUCAUUGUAUACAGCUACUCAUAUUAAGGAAGUAUCGGCCUCAUGUGAAGAAGGAAGUCUGAACAAUACUGACAUUUAUUCUCCAACAGAUAAUACACAUCAUAUAGCUGUUAUAAUAAAGGAGGAAUCAGACUCAUGUGAUGGAGACCUCACAGACACUGAUGCCUAUACACCCACAUGUCAUACACCGUAUACACCUACUGAUAUUAAGGCGGGAUCGGUCUUAUGUGAUGGAGAAGACCUCACAGACACUGACAUUUAUACACCCAUAGGUCAUACACAGUGUACAUCUAUUUAUAUUAAGGAGGAACCAGUCUCAUAUGAUGAAGGAGACCCGUCAGACGCUGAUGUCCUAACCACAUCAGAUCAUACACCAUAUACAUCUACUCAUAAUAAGGAGGAACCAGUCUUAUGGGAUGAAAUAAAGCUCACACACACUGAUAUUUAUCCUUCCGCAGAUCAGACACCUUAUAUAUCUGCACAUAUUAAGGAGGAAUCUACCUCAGUUGACUCCACGGGAAACAUAUCUGAGUAUGGGAGAUAUAUAUCUGAAGAAACUCAGCCAGCUGUUCACCAUCCGACCACGGCAGGAGAUAAACCAUAUUGUUGCUCUGAGUGUGGGAAAGGUUUUAUCAAUAACUCGCAUCUUGUCAUACAUCAGCGAAUUCACACGGGGGAGAAGCCCUACUCCUGUGCCGACUGCGGGAAAUGUUUUUGCAGUAACUCCAGUCUUAUUAGACACCAGAGAACUCACACGGGGGAGAAACCUUUCUCCUGCUCAGAGUGCGAGAAGUGCUUUAUGAGAAAAUCGCAUCUUGCCCAGCAUCAGGAAACCCACACCGGCGACAAGCCGCACUGUUGCCUCGAGUGUGGUAAAUGCUUCGCCCACAACGCCCAUCUUGUUAAACAUCGGAAGAACCAUACAGCGGAUAAGCCCUAUGUUUGCUCCGACUGCGGGAAAUGUUUUGUCAGGAAGUCGCAUCUUCUUGAACAUCAGAAAAUCCACACAGGAGAAAAACCAUAUUCCUGCACGAGUUGCGGGAAACGUUUCACCAGCAAUGCCCACCUCGUCCAGCAUCGGAGAGUCCACACCGGAGAGAAACCGUACUGUUGCACCAAUUGUGGGAAAUGUUUCAUCAGCAACGCAAAUCUGGUGGUGCACCAGAGAAUUCACACGGGGGAGAGACCUUAUUUCUGCCCGGACUGCAGGAAGUGUUUCGCCAGCAGCUCGCAACUUGUCGAGCAUCAAAGAAUCCACACGGGGGAGAAACCAUACUCUUGCACCGAUUGCGGGAAAUGUUUCGCGUUUCGCUCGAGUUUGGUGAAACAUCAGAGAAGUCACACAGGGGAGAAACCAUACUCUUGCCCUGACUGCGGUAAGUGCUUCAUACAGAACUCUCAUCUGGCCAUACACCAGAAAACCCACACAGGAGAGAAGCCCUACUCGUGCUCGGAGUGUGGCAAGUGUUUCAUCACUAAUGCGAGCCUAGCGAUACAUCAACGAAAUCACACUGGAGAGAAACCCUAUUCCUGCUCUGCCUGCGGGAAGUGUUUCGUCAGCAACUCAAGUCUUGUUAUCCACCACAGAACUCACACAGGGGAGAAGCCCUAUUCUUGCACUGACUGCAGGAAAUGUUUUAUCAGCAACUCGGAAUUAGUCAAACACCAGAAGAUCCACACAGGAAAGAAGCCCUACGGCUGCUCCGAGUGUGGGAAAUGUUUCAUCCGCAACUCUGAUCUGGCCGUGCACAACAGAAGUCACACGGGGGAGAGGCCGUACUCUUGCCCCGAAUGUGGGAAGCGUUUCGCCAACAGCUCCGUCUUCGCUGUGCACCAGAGAAGUCACUCGGGAGAGAAACCCUACCCCUGCACUGACUGCGGGAAAGGCUUCAUCAGGAACUCCGAUCUGGUGGUGCACAGACGGAGGCACACGGGAGAGAAGCCCUAUUCCUGUCUGCAAUGCGGCUGGAGUUUUGUUAGCAAAGGGGCUCUGUCGGCGCACGUUAAAACUCACAAGUAGGAAAACCUUUUAGGUUGUUGGCGGGCACACACCUUGAAGCCAGGUGUUUCAGUCCUUAAAUGUGCAAUAACGAUCGACAUGUAAGUCUGUAUGACUUUACCUGGUUUGGCUUCCUUGUUAAUAUACAUACAGAACCACUUCAGAAAAAUGUCAAGUCGUUGGACUUACUGUAUAUAUUAUGUACAGACCUUGAUUAUCUGUCCUAAUAAGCUUCAUGCCCGUGUUAUAACUUCUGUUUGAUCCUCCUGGUUCUUGCAUUGUAUUGAGUAAAACAGAGUCAGGAAAGGAUCUGUUCCUAUACAGAUGUGAAUCGUUGAAUCGGGUGUCACCGAAUUCCGUAUCGGCUCCUUACCAUCCUCCCUGAGAUUGUUCCUGGUUUCCAUAAGGAAAGGCCGCCAUUGUGUUGCCAUGGUGUUGUGUGUGUUUGUUUAUUCUCGUUCCCAACAGGGUUAAGACUGAAGCAAUAAAUUGUUAUUUUACUGCAA
Pseudophryne corroboree (corroboree frog) is the source of this 3253-nucleotide messenger RNA. RefSeq names its product zinc finger protein 883-like. The coding region runs from base 678 to 2768 and encodes 696 amino acids. The record is from RefSeq and is a predicted model, not a curated record. Lineage: Eukaryota; Metazoa; Chordata; Amphibia; Anura; Myobatrachidae. The transcript is spliced from 3 exons.